CCGCGCGAGGGGCGAGCGCGCCGGCGGGCCGGGCGGGACCGUAGCGGGAGCCGAGCCUGGACUGUCGCGCGGGCCGCGCCGGCGAUGCCGCGCCCCCGGGCCGGGCUGUAGCGGGGCCGCGGCGGAGCGCGCGCCGGGCAGGCCGGACAUGGAGGUGGUGGACGAGACGGAGGCGCUGCAGCGCUUCUUCGAAGGCCACGACAUCAACGGUGCCCUGGAGCCCUCCAACAUAGACACCAGCAUCCUGGAGGAGUACAUCAGCAAGGAGGACGCCUCUGACCUCUGCUUCCCUGACAUCUCGGCUCCAGCCAGCGCAGCCUCCUACCCCCACGGGCCGCCAGCGAUCCCGGGCUCCAGCGGGGGCCACCACCUGAGCCCCCCAGGGGGCGGACCCUCCCCGGGGCGCCACGGCUCCCUCCCCGCCCCGAGCUACAGCUCCGCGCUCAACUGCAACAACAAUGCUAUGGCCAGUGCUCCCAAGCCCUUCCUGGGGGGCUCUGGGCCCCCCAUCAAGGCCGAGCCCAAGGCUCCCUAUGCCCCAGGCACGUUGCCAGAUUCUCCCCCAGACUCGGGCUCCGAGGCCUACUCCCCCCAGCAGGUGAAUGACCCCCAUCUCCUGCGCACCAUAACCCCUGAGACCCUGUGCCACGUGGGAGUGCCCUCCCGCCUGGAGCACCCGCCUCCACCUCCGGCCCACCUCCCAGGCCCCCCGCCGCCCCCGCCACCCCCACCUCACUACCCUGUCCUGCAGCGGGAUCUGUACAUGAAGACCGAGCCCCCGAUGCCCCCUUAUGCUGCCAUGGGGCAGGGGCUCGUGCCCAGCGAUCUCCACCACACGCAGCAGUCCCAGAUGCUGCACCAGCUGCUGCAGCAGCAUGGAGCUGAGCUCCCCACACACCCCUCCAAGAAGAGGAAGCACUCCGAAUCACCUCCCAACACCCUCAAUGCCCAGAUGCUGAAUGGAAUGAUCAAACAGGAGCCUGGGACAGCAACGACCCUGCCCCCACACCCAGCUCGAGCCCCAACCCCACCCUGGCCUCCCCAGGGCCCCCUCUCACCCGGCUCCGGCUCCUUGCCCCUCAGCAUUGCCCGGGUCCAGACACCACCUUGGCACCCGCCAGGGGCACCCUCACCAGGUCUCCUGCAGGACAAUGAUAGCCUCAGUGGCUCCUACCUGGACCCCAACUACCAGUCCAUCAAGUGGCAACCACAUCAGCAGAACAAGUGGGCCACGCUGUACGACGCGAACUACAAGGAGUUGCCCAUGCUCACCUACCGCGUGGACGCUGACAAGGGCUUCAACUUCUCGGUGGGCGACGACGCGUUCGUGUGCCAGAAGAAGAACCACUUCCAGGUCACCGUAUACAUUGGCAUGCUGGGCGAGCCCAAGUACGUCAAGACGCCUGAGGGCCUCAAGCCCCUCGACUGCUUCUACCUGAAACUGCACGGAGUGAAGCUGGAGGCCCUGAACCAGUCCAUCAACAUCGAGCAGUCACAGUCGGACCGGAGCAAGCGGCCCUUUAACCCUGUCACGGUCAAUCUGCCCCCUGAGCAGGUCACGAAGGUGACUGUGGGCCGUCUGCACUUCAGCGAGACCACUGCCAACAACAUGCGCAAGAAGGGCAAACCCAACCCUGACCAGAGGUACUUCAUGCUGGUGGUGGCCCUCCAGGCCCACGCCCAGAACCAGAACUACACGCUGGCUGCUCAAAUCUCAGAGCGCAUCAUCGUGAGGGCCUCCAACCCAGGCCAGUUUGAGAGUGACAGCGACGUGCUGUGGCAGCGGGCGCAGGUGCCCGACACUGUCUUCCAUCAUGGCCGUGUGGGCAUCAACACGGACCGGCCCGACGAGGCGCUGGUAGUGCACGGCAACGUCAAGGUCAUGGGCUCGCUCAUGCACCCCUCGGACCUGCGGGCCAAGGAGCACGUGCAGGAGGUGGACACCACGGAGCAGCUGAAGAGGAUCUCGCGCAUGCGGCUGGUGCACUACAGAUACAAGCCGGAGUUUGCUGCCACAGCGGGCAUCGAGGCCACGGCACCAGAGACCGGUGUCAUCGCCCAGGAAGUGAAGGAGAUCCUGCCUGAGGCCGUGAAGGACACUGGAGACUUGGUCUUUGCCAAUGGGAAAACCAUAGAGAACUUCUUGGUGGUGAACAAGGAGCGCAUCUUCAUGGAGAACGUGGGUGCCGUGAAGGAGCUGUGCAAGCUGACGGACAACCUGGAGACGCGCAUUGACGAGCUAGAGCGCUGGAGCCACAAGCUGGCCAAGCUGCGGCGGCUGGACAGCCUCAAGUCCACGGGCAGCUCGGGCGCCUUCAGCCGUGCAGGGAGCCAGUUCAGCCGGGCGGGCAGUGUCCCCCACAAGAAGAGGCCCCCCAAGGUGGCCAGCAAGUCAUCCUCUGUGGUCCCAGACCAGGCCUGCAUCAGCCAGCGCUUCCUGCAGGGAACCAUCAUUGCCCUGGUGGUGGUCAUGGCCUUCAGCGUGGUGUCCAUGUCCACACUAUACGUGCUGAGCCUGCGCACCGAGGAGGACCUGGUAGAAACUGAUGGCAGGUCCAGCCAGAGCUUCGGGACCACCCAGCUCCGACAGUCCCCCGGGACCACUGGGCUGCCAGGCACACUGCCCUCCUUGCUGCUGGUUGCCACUGGCCCGACCAGCUCGGCCCCAGGUCCGGUCAUCCCCACCUUGGACUUGUGCUCUAGCCGCCCUUGCCCAGUCGUCUGCUGCUCCUCGCCCACCCCCAGCCCUAUCGCUGCCCCGAGUCUUGGCCCCAGCUUUAACCCUGGCCACGGGCUCAGCCCCAGUCCCAGCCCGUCCACCAACCGCUCAGGCCCCAGCCAGAUGGCCCUGCUGCCAGUCACCAACAUCAGAGCCAAGUCCUGGAGCCUGUCAGCCAAUGGUAUUGGCCACUCCAAGCAUCCAAAGAGCUCCGAGCCUCUGGCCAGCCCUGCGGUCCCCUUCCCUGGAGGGCAAGGCAAAGCCAAGAACAGCCCCAGCCUUGGUCUCCAUGGCCGGACCCGCCGAGGGGCCCCCCAGCCUGGCCUGAGCCCCGUUCAGCCCACUCAGGCCCGGGGCCAGCCAGCCUCUCUCCUUGCAGACCCAGUGCCCUCCCUGACCUCCAUCCAGGUGCUGGAGACUUCAAUGCCCAUCACUUCCCAGUACUGCGCUCCAGGGCAUGCCUGCAGGCCUGGAAACUUCACCUACCACAUCCCUGUCAGCAGCAGCACGCCGCUGCACCUCAGCCUGACUCUGCAGAUGAACUCUUCGUCUCCCGUGUCUGUGGCGCUGUGCAGCCUGAUGUCAAAGGACGAGCCGUGUGAGGAGGGGGGCUUCCCACAGAGCCUGCACACCUACCAGGACACCCAGGGCACUUCCCACCAGUGGCCAGUAACAAUCCUGUCUUUCCGAGAAUUCACCUACCACUUCCGGGUGGCCCUGCUGGUGAGUACAGGCACCCCAUCUGUCCCCAGAGGCCCGGGCACCUGCAUCUCAAGUGUGGGGCUUGGGGAAAGGAUGUGGGGGUUCCCAGAGCACAUGGCAAGACCUGGGGCGCAAUGCUGGGUGAUGUGGCCGGGGGGGGGACUGCUUCCUGUCCUGCACCCCGAGCCAUCUCACCCGUUCCUGCUGCCCUCCCCCGCAAGGGUCAGGCCAACUGCAGCACGGAGGCCCCGGUCCGGCCGGCCACGGACUACUACUUCCAUUUCUACCGCCUGUGUGACUGAGCGGCCUUCCCGGAGGCGGCACCACACCCGGGCCGGGGCCCCGCGCCCCUUCCACACUGGACGCCAUGGCGUUACACUGGAGCCCGCCGCCCGCCAGCUCUCUGCCGCUCGCUGGUGCUCCCUCGGAGAGACUGAAUCGGGCUUGGCCCUCCCCACAACUGGGGAAACUCGUCGGAGUCCUCACACUGGAGUUGCUGUUCCUGCUGGUCGCCCCUCACACACCACAGGGGGAGCCCGAGAGACCCCCUGGGGCCAGGACCGGACCACGUCGUAUCUGUCCAGAUAUGGUGGUUGGAGGGCUGGCUGCAGGGGCCCUGGAGGCAAGGGUAAGCCUGUGACCGUCCAGAGCCUAUCCUCCCACUCUCCCCUUGAGACUGCGAGCCACCCCUCUUCUGGAGUGGGGACUUGGCUGGAGCCCUAAAAGACUUGGCUGGAUCCAUGAGUCAGCGGAGAGCAUACAGCCCUCACCCUGGAAGCUGCUCCCUGGGGGGUGGCGAGGUAGUGGACUUUUUGGGGUUUGACUGUUACGCUGGACUUGGGACUUUGAAGCUUUAAGUGUGGCCCAGGAGGUGUCUUCUCCCGGGGAGCACUGGCUCCCAAGAGCUCCCAGGGCAGCUGAAGCCAGCUCUGGAGAGGUUGCAAAGACUGACCAUGUGCCUUAUGUAUACUUAGUGCCUGGCUGAACCAGUGGGGGGGCCAGGGGGCCAGGUCACCCUUGGGCCCUUGAACCUGGAGUAUCCUGGAAGUUCCCUGCGAGCUCCCCCAGCUGGGUGUUGUGGCCCCAUGGCCUGGGCUUCUGGGAGCUUCCAGAGCUUGCAGUGGUAUCAGUGACCUAUCAUUCUCUCUGAGCAGAGGAGCAGGAAUCCCUGUAAGGCAGCAGGCUGGUCUUGGCUGGUGCGUGGAGACAGAUAGCUUUUGCUGUUAUUAAUGAAGUAAUUACUAAAAUGCACUUAAGCCAGGGCACGAGUGGAAGGAUGGAGAUGGAAAGGCCAGAGAGGUGCAGAGCCCUGGGGAAACACAAAGACAGGGCCCUCGCUCUGAUCCACCCCAGGGAGGCUUGAGACACCCAUCUCACUCCCAACCACUAAGACUCUGGCUUCUCCCUCCUCUCUUGUCUGCUGGCAACCUUGUCUCCCCAAAUCAAGGGCUCCCAUGUCGGGCUCGGCAGCAGAUUCCAUCUCCGCCCUCUCCUCCCGGACGUGGAGCAAUGGGCUUGCGUUACCGAAGAAGUCUUAACUCAAGUGCCAAUGUUAAAGUAACCGGUCUUGGUGGGAGCCUGGAGUGUUCUGAGGCCACAUCCAGGCUCAAAGGAGUGUGGAAAUCAUUUAGCCACGGCUACACAGGUUCAAUGAGGGGAACAGGAAUUGCCAUCCCUGCCCUGUGGUGUUCUGCCACCUCUCUGGGAACCAGGCCUUACCCCUCUCAUUCUCAGCUUUGAAUGGGAGGCCUUUCUGUGGGGAGCUGCAAUCUCGAAGAAGCCUGUGAAGUGCGGGCCCCCUUCUGCCGUGGGUCUCAAAGCACUUAUCCUCAGGGGAGCUGGGGGAGAGGGACACCCCGCCUCCUAGCUCCCUCCUCAGUGUGGCUCCCCUCCCUCAUUCUAACAUAGGAAUUACGUGGCUGCCCACACCACGCAGGGAGCCAGGGAGCCAGGCCUUCCGCAGGACUACUCUGUUCUCUCUCCACUGUCCCCCUCGGCGGGGAACCCUCCCUAAAUGCCUUAAAACUGCUGAGCCCCACCCUUUGCAAUAGGAUUCUGGGGCUUCCUCAGUGAGGGUGCCUGUCGUUGGACUGUGGUCCCUCAGUCCUUAACUGGAAAGUGACCCUCCAUUGCCCCCUGGAGCCCUUCCAGACACAGCGUAGCCCCAAUCUGGUAGCAGCCGGCUGUUUCCAUGCCUGAGGAGGGGUCCUCAGUGCAAGGAUUGGGGCCAAGCUGGGGCUCCAAGCUGCUUGGGGGGGUGGGUGGGGGGUCAACCUUGGACCAAAGUUGCCUUAAGCCCAUGAAGGUAAAAGGGCUUCAGGGGAGGGGAGUGGGUCACCUGCUGGAGGCUGACAGCUGCCUGCCUGGCACUGGUAAGUGGGGGUCUUGGCUCCAUUCCCUACAUGGGGUCCAGCAGCCAUCCCUCCCUUCCCUUUGGCAUUUAUUCCUGGAGCCACUGGGCUAAUCUCCCCCAAGCUUCAAGCUGUACAUAGGGCCUCUUAAUGCACAAAUUCCUCUGCCCAUAUUGUGCCCCCCCCAAAAGCCUGCAUGUGCAUAGAGCGCCCCUCCCUCCCAGUUAACCCCCAGUUCCUGUUCCUGAGUGCUGACUCGUAUUUAUCAUGUACCAACUCUGACUCUGGAGUGGGCAGAGGGAAGCAGCCCUGGGCCUGCUUGCUUCCUGUCCCUGUUCUUUCCUUCUGAAGUAAAUAUACAUAUAUAAAUAAAUGUAAAAACAUGGCUUUGUAUCUGA
Molecule: messenger RNA, 6170 nt
Organism: Mirounga angustirostris (Northern elephant seal)
Lineage: Eukaryota; Metazoa; Chordata; Mammalia; Carnivora; Phocidae
Gene: MYRF
Product: myelin regulatory factor
Exons: 25
Coding region: 149-4144 (1331 amino acids)
Biological process (GO): positive regulation of DNA-templated transcription; protein autoprocessing; central nervous system myelin maintenance
Cellular component (GO): endoplasmic reticulum membrane; nucleus
Molecular function (GO): sequence-specific DNA binding; DNA-binding transcription factor activity
Source: RefSeq, a predicted model, not a curated record